This is a messenger RNA of Pseudonaja textilis, 2708 nucleotides long. The record is from RefSeq and is a predicted model, not a curated record. NCBI's taxonomy places the organism in Eukaryota, Metazoa, Chordata, Lepidosauria, Squamata, Elapidae.
GGAUUAUUAAUUUUGAAUGCCUGCUGGAUUUUCAUAAUGCUUGUAGAAAAUCAACUGGAUCCAGAUCAUCAAGGAACACUGGGGAGAAACAACCCUUUAUGGAUCCUUGGCUUCCCUUUUGUACACAAGUAAUUAUAAUAAUUUCUAUUCCUGCCAGGAAGAAAGAUGGAGGUACGGGACUUGCCCAGAUCCCAGGCAGGAAAGAGAGCGCCAGUGGCGGGAAGAGUUCAAACUGUGGCAACGUGGGAUUGUCUGAAGGGUUUCACUACAUCUCAGAUUAAGCAAGAACCGGAAGAGGGGCUGGACCAGUUGUGUGAGAUCCAGAAAAGAGAAGCUCUGAGGGCUCCAUAUUUGGAUGGAAGAAACUCUCCAUCUUCUCAGUCCUUAGCAGAGAAUAACACUAGGCCGCCUUUUAGCAGAAAGGCCGAUAUCCAUCAACAGUCCUUCAGAGGAAAAGCUGCAUCCGAAACCUUGGUAGGUCCAGGUUGUGUGGAAGAUCCCGGAUUUUAUAAAGGCCUGGAUUCCCCAAUGGAAGAGAAGGAAGAGUUGGUGAAGGAUGCCAGUGUGGCACUACGAUGCCAGCGCUUCCGGCAGUUUCGCUUUGAGGAAGCUGAAGGGCCUCAGAAAGUGUUUGGUCAACUCUGGGACCUCUGCUGCCAGUGGCUGAAGCCAGAGCGUCACUCUAAGGAGCAAAUCCUGGAGCUGGUGAUCUUGGAGCAGUUCCUGAUGAUCCUGCCGCUGGAAAUGCAGAAGUGGGUUCGGGAACAGUGUCCAGAGACGGGGAACAAGGCAGUGGCUUUGGCUGAGGAUUUCUUUCGGAGGCUGCCACAAGAUGAGCAGAGGGAAGAUCUGGAGGACUUUCCUGAUAAACCUUCCAAUUCCGAACUGGAUCCGUUGGAUAUUGUGAAAGUUGAGGUCCCCAUGGAUGGAGACAGAAGCUCCGACCAUCCACAGUACUUCCUUGGAGAAGGGACAGACUUGCCCAAGGGGAUGGAGAGCAGCAGGAGGAUGAAGGCCACUUUUGACUCUCCUCCAAGGAGCCAGAAAGUCCCACUGAAGGAAAAACUGCACAAAUGCCAAUACUGUGGGAAGCUCUCUGACUGCCGCGCCCACCUGAUUAUUCACGAGCAAACCCACACAGGGGAGAAACCCCACAAAUGCUCAGCCUGUGGGAAAAGCUUCACCCGGAAGGAAUCUCUGAUUAUCCACAAGAGGUUCCAUACAGGGGAGAAGCCCUACAAAUGCUCGUUGUGCGGCAAAACCUUCCGUGAUAAAAUCGGGUGCCUCAUCCAUGAGAGAACUCACACUGGGGAGAAGCCGUACAAAUGCUCCGAGUGCGGGAAGAGCUUUGGCACUCGUUGUAAUCUCCUGAGGCACCGGAGAGUUCAUACAGGCGAGAAACCUUACCGUUGCUCUGACUGCGGUCAGAGUUUCCGGUACAGACCACAGUUAGUGAUCCACGAAGGAACCCACAAGGAGGAGAAGCCUUAUAAAUGUGCAGACUGUGGAGAAACCUUCAGUCAGACGCGGCAUCUGGUGAUCCAUAAGUGGACUCAUACGGGAGAGAGGCCUCACCAAUGCGCUGUCUGCAGUAAAAGUUUCAAUCAAAAGUCGGACCUUAUCACACACACCAGGACCCACACUGGGGAGAAGCCAUAUGUCUGCUCCGAUUGUGGGAAGAGUUUCAUUUCAAGUUGCCAGCUGAGGAAGCAUGAGAGAAUUCACACCGGGGAGAAACCGUACCAGUGCGCAGAGUGCGGGAAACGCUUCACUUACAGUUCUCACCUCACCACGCACAAGCGGACGCACACGGGCGAGAAACCUUACCAGUGCCUGGAUUGUGGGAAAUGUUUCAUUUCUAGUUCUCACUUCACCGCCCAUAAAAGGACGCAUACUGGCGAGAAGCCGUACCAGUGUACCUACUGCGGGAAUAGUUUCAUUCAGCGAUCUCAGCUUGCCAAACAUGAGAGGUCGCACACGGGAGAGAAGCCCUAUAUGUGUUCUGAAUGUGGGCAGAGCUUCCGGUGGAGCCAAGGGCUGAAAAAGCACAUGCGGACUCAUACUGGCGAGAAGCCGUAUGGGUGCUCCGUGUGUGAGAAAACAUUCUCCAGUUCCUUUAAUCUGUCCAGGCAUCAGAAAAUCCAUGUGAGGGGGAAGCUAUAAUGUGGCGCUUUUACACAAAAGAUGGUAGGGCGAUCAGAAUAGCUUGAUACAGGUAGUCCUUUUCAACUCGAAAAAGGGGACUUACAACCUGGAUUCGCAGUUGUGACGGUUAGACCCCCUCCACAGUCAUGUGACAAAAAUUUGGGGUACCUGGCAACUGACUCUUUGCAGUAUCCCACGGUCAUGUGACCACGUUUUUGCAAUGGUUGUUGCAGAAAAUCAGCUCUUGGCAAAACUGCACCCAUAGGAAACCAUCAGUUUGUUUAAGAACCAUGGUGUUUACGUAACGAUGGCUUAAUCUGAUUAUUCAAUUAAUGACCACCAUGAAAGGAUUCAUAAUAUUGGAUUGGUAUUGUUCUAUGACUAUUGUGACAUGACUGUAAUGGGCAGGCUCUGAGCCAGGGGUGCGUGGUGGUUAGAAUGCAGCACUGCAGGUUAUUUCUGCUGACUGCCAGCUACCUGUAGUUCGGCAAUUCGAUUCUCCCUUGUUCAAGGUUGACUCGGGCUUCCAUUCUUCCAAGGUUGGUAAAAUGAUGAUCCAGAUU